GCCUGGUGUUGCUCUUGAAGAAGGAACAGUGUUCCAGGACUGUAAAAUGAUCGCUGUGAUCCAAAACAACGCCACCAAUUCAGAAGAUAUUCUGCUUCUCAAGCACAGGCUCUACUAGCAUGGCAUCAAAAUCAAGUUUAUUUAUAUUGUGCCUUUGAGGCAAAUUGUAUAGCCGUUUGCAUUUGGAAAGAUUUUAAUAUUACGUUUUUGACAUUGUUUAACCACAGGUGAUGAGGUCCUACCUGCCAGACAGCCCUUACAUUAACAUGGGGCCUCUAUUCAUUGGCCAGACUGUUAUAUUUGUUAGUAAAGAGCCAAAGUUGAAGCAGAUGUUUCUGAGUUUGAGGACCAGCCCCCAGGUGGUAUUAUUGGGGGCCCGUAUAUGGAAGACAUUGCUGAGUCGGCAGGGGGUGUUGAACUAUGCCAAGCUGUCGUCAGUGACCCUGGUCCAGGGAGAGCUGGUGAGAGGCCUGACCAUGAUGACCCCUCAGACAGCCUCCAUGCUGCAGCGCCACCCCACCCACCUCUCAUUGCUGCUCCAGCAAAAAAGUAAAUGCACCAACCUACUUGGUUAA
Messenger RNA from Salmo salar (Atlantic salmon), 575 nucleotides. The record is from RefSeq and is a predicted model, not a curated record. NCBI's taxonomy places the organism in Eukaryota, Metazoa, Chordata, Actinopteri, Salmoniformes, Salmonidae.